Mycotypha africana is the source of this 1478-nucleotide messenger RNA. RefSeq lists its product as uncharacterized. Lineage: Eukaryota; Fungi; Mucoromycota; Mucoromycetes; Mucorales; Mycotyphaceae. The transcript has 4 exons. The record is from RefSeq and is a predicted model, not a curated record. The coding region runs from base 1 to 1125 and encodes 374 amino acids.
AUGUCAACAUCAAAAAACAACUUAUUAACACGCGGUCAUGCCAUAUGCCUAGUACUUGAUAUGGUGCCCACUGUUGACAAUCGAGAGAAAGGAAAUGAAAUAAUCGACAACAGUGUGUUUGAUGUUACGUAUACUGAAGCUCUAGGUCCUCAGCAUCCUUUUGCCAUGGGGAAGUCGAUUAUUCAGAAGAAUCCUCCAACGUUACAACCAACCAAUACUGUGGCCAGUAACGAAAGCAGCGAUUUCAACAACGACAGUAACAACAACAAUAAUGUCGAUAGCGACUCAAGCAUCGAUAAUUCAAAUGUCUACAGCCUUCAAAGUAUAUUAUCGAUUACCAAGUCAAUGUUUUUCAAAGAUGCUGAAAAUGAAGAUCUCUUUGACUAUGCCUUUUACACGACAAUGGACAUGUAUAACAACGUCGCCAAGCAACUGCCACAACUUACCAAGUUUAUGAAUGGAUCAAAAUUUGGAAGACUUAUCAAAGACGAAGACUUUGGCAAACGGAUUUCAAAACGUGUCGAGGGAAAGAGUAUCAAAGGAAGAAUACUAUACAAGCUGAAGAACAAUGCAAUCGGAAGCUUGGUGGAAACAACGUCUGCCUUUCGCAUAGAAAUCAGUAACGAUGGUAGCAAUUGGAUAAAUGUUGGAUAUGUCAGGAAAUCCCCAGGCUCUGAAAGCGUGGCAACACGACAAGCACUCCUCGAAGCAAUGAUAAUGAAGUUAAGGAACCGAUGUCUCUGUCGUUUUAUCUUCGCCUCUACCAGUUCAACAUCAUCUUCACCGAUCUUGGAAAGAGAUUUCUUGCAGGGUAACACUACCAACAGCAACAAAACCGUCAAGGCAACAAACCUAGCACAUUGCGAUGGAGAUACUCAGGCUAUGAUAGACUUCAUUGGACAUUCAAUGAAAAAGGUCCGGCUUUGUGUGAUUUCAUACGCUGGUUUAUCAAACAAUCCUGGCGACGUUAUCAAAUUACUAAAGAGCUGUAAGAUGAUCAAAUCAAUCAUAGUGGAUCAUGGCAGCCAUAUAGAGUCACUCAGCAGGUAUUCACUUCUACAUGGAGACAAGAAGAAAAUUGAGCUAUUCAAAUCAAGAACUGGUUUUGUGAAACGGUCAAAGUGAUUCUUCUUUCUCAAUAGUUUACUUUAUGUUCCCCUAUGGCACUAGUUAUUCUACUACUCUCUCCUUAUAUCUCUACCACCAUGGUAUAUUCAUUCAUCCUUUCCGUCGCAAUCGCUUGUAAAACUUGAAUAAACAGACAAAAUAGAAAAAGCAUUAUUCUCUUUUUUUUAAUUAGUUUCGGUAAGAGAAACAAGUUUAAAAGCAAAGGAAGAAGACAAUAUCUAAGGAUUCAUAAAUUCAACGGAAUCACCGAAUUACACAAUAAAAUUGUUGUCUAUGUCUAGAUUCGUCAAAAUGGUUGUCAUAUAGCAGGACACCAAUAUAUUUUAGAGUGUAGACAGCACUUUUCAAAG